This is a messenger RNA of Quercus robur (English oak), 1650 nucleotides long. Its product is annotated as spermine synthase. Bases 289 to 1401 code for a protein of 370 amino acids. Gene Ontology annotation, cellular component: cytosol. Gene Ontology annotation, molecular function: spermidine synthase activity. Gene Ontology annotation, biological process: spermidine biosynthetic process. NCBI's taxonomy places the organism in Eukaryota, Viridiplantae, Streptophyta, Magnoliopsida, Fagales, Fagaceae. The transcript is spliced from 11 exons. The record is from RefSeq and is a predicted model, not a curated record.
AGUAAAUCUCUUGUUGUGUAUAAAUAAGCUUAUUAUACACACACCAUUUCCGUCCAAACAAAGCCUCAAAAAAUUUGAGACUGUGAGAGUGAGAGCUGAGAGAGAUUAGACCCAGAUCAUCUGUUUCUCUUUCCCGCUCACUCUUUUUGCAGUUUUGCUCUCUCAGCAAUAACAGAUUAAACCCAAAAAUAAGAAACGGAAAACAAACAAACAGAGUAUUAAGAGCAAUACAGCAAUAUCACCACCAUUAACGCCAGAGGCUGGAGCUGGAGAAGAAAAAGAUAAUAUAUGGAGGGCGGCGCAGGAAAAGGUUUGGAAUGCCAGAAGACUAUGGAUGGGAAGGGGAGUAACGGGAAUGGCUCAGAGAAGGCUAUCCCUUCUUGUUGCUUGAAGGCCAUGGCUUCAGCCCCAGAGCUUGAGGCAAAAUGCCAUUCUACUGUUGUUUCUGGGUGGUUUUCAGAAUCUCACUCUUGCUCUGGGAAAGCCAGCAAAAGGGUUUAUUUUAACAAUCCAAUGUGGCCUGGAGAAGCCCAUUCCCUAGUGGUGGAAAAAGUUUUGUUUAAGGCUAAGUCAGAGUAUCAAGAGGUCCUGGUUUUUGAGUCCUUAACAUAUGGAAAAGUGCUCGUACUUGAUGGCAUUGUUCAGCUGACAGAGAAAGAUGAAUGUAGCUACCAGGAGAUGAUUGUUCAUCUUCCUCUCUGUUCAAUUCCAUCCCCCAAAACUGUUCUUGUUGUUGGUGGUGGAGAUGGCGGUGUUCUUAGAGAAAUAGCUCGCCAUAGCUCUGUGGAGCAAAUUGAUAUAUGUGAGAUAGAUAAGAUGGUCAUUGAUGUCUCUAAAAAGUUUUUUCCUGAGUUAGCUGUUGGAUUUGAGGACCCUCGUGUCCACCUCUAUGUUGGUGAUGCUGUUGAAUUUCUUCGGAAUGCACCUGAGGGGAAAUAUGAUGCAAUUAUUGUGGAUUCAUCAGAUCCUGUUGGACCUGCUCAGGAGCUUGUAGAGAAACCUUUUUUUGAUACAGCAGCCAGAGCAUUAAGGCCUGGUGGUGUCCUCUGUAACAUGGCAGAAAGCAUGUGGCUCCAUACGCAUCUAAUUCAAGAUAUGAUCUCUAUUUGCCGUGAAACAUUUAAGGGUUCUGUUCACUAUGCCUGGACUAGUGUGCCAACAUAUCCAAGUGGUGUGAUAGGAUUUCUUAUAUGCUCAACUGAGGGGCCACCUGUUGAUUUUCUAAAUCCCAUUAAUCCUAUUGAGAAGUUAGAAGGAGCUCUGAAGCAUAAAAGAGAGCUAAGAUUCUAUAACUCAGAGAUGCAUUCAGCUGCCUUUGCCUUGCCAUCCUUUCUGAAAAGGGAGGUGAGCUCGCUUUGUGAUUCUCCAACCCCGGCAGCACAACGAAUCAGUGUUUCCUAGUUAAUUCAUACCAGUCCUAGUUUGGUUUUUCAGAUAUAUGGAAUUAGUAACAUUGAAAGUAGACUGUAGGUGAUUAUUGCACCAUUGUAGAUGGGACCAUGAGCUCUGUUUCAGGAAUUAGUGAGGAUAUUAAUUCCAGCGUGUAAUAUCAUCUCUGCCAAUAAUCAAUUUGUGGAUGGCUACUUUUAUUAUAUUUGUACCUCUGAAAUUAUCAUAUUUUGUGAAUGUUGACUUUUCCUUGUUCAUUUA